This is a messenger RNA of Papilio machaon (common yellow swallowtail), 761 nucleotides long. RefSeq lists its product as uncharacterized. The coding region runs from base 1 to 471 and encodes 156 amino acids. The record is from RefSeq and is a predicted model, not a curated record. Lineage: Eukaryota; Metazoa; Arthropoda; Insecta; Lepidoptera; Papilionidae. The transcript is spliced from 4 exons.
AUGGCGAUAUCAAGCAAAAUACAAGUAAUUAGAGAUAUACUUGUUGUCAACAGAUGGUGGAACGCUGUAGUGACUAAAAGUCUAAUUCAACCGAUCACCGUGAUCCCGCACGACACGCCCACAGUAGAAGCACUCGCCACUCUCAAGACCUCCGCCGCGCCCGCGUUAGCCGUCGUGGAUGAACAGGGAGCGCUAAUCGGCGUGGUGACGGCGGACUACGCGCGCCGGCGGUUGACCAACCUUUUUGGCACCAUGUCGGAUGAGCUGAGCAAGUUCACUCAGAAGAAGUUCUACUCAGCGGAUGUGACGCAGGCGCCAGCGCUUGGCUUCGUAUCGCGGAUGCUGGACAUCGCCCCCUUCGUCGUCAUCGUUGAAUCUGUUUCCACCACAAAGAAACCUAUUGGAAUCUUGACAUCAGAUGAUCUGCUGCGCCUCGUCACAGACAAAAGCCUGAACCUCAGCUGCUCAUAAUGCAACUAUGCAACAUACAUGAAUCACAUCUACUCAAAUGUUAUCAAAUAUAAUUUAUAUUCAGUAUUGAUAAACCAUUGUUAAUGUACUGUAUCUAAUUGGUAUACAAAAAUGUGCAUGUUUAGAACUAAGUGAAAUACAAGGUCACAAAUUAAAUAACUUCCUUGGCAAAUUGAAUGUUUGUUUGUAAAUAUUUGUACAAAUUAUGGUUUUACAGCAUUUAAGGGGGAAUUUUUUGGACCAUAUCUAUAAGGUUUUAUCUUAGGCAUUUAUGACAUGAAACUGAUUAU